AUGUUGACCAACAUCGAGGUCCCGUUCCUGGUGCCCAAGUGGGCGCUCUUCCUGCUGGCGCAGCUGCUGGCGCUGAUGAAGCUUGCCUAUCCUCCGUCGAUGAGCGUCUACAACACCGAGAACCUGCUUGACGAGUACGACUACGUGAUCGUGGGAGGCGGGUCGGCGGGCUGCCUACUGGCGAACCGACUGACCGCCAAUCCCAGGGUAACCGUCCUGCUGCUGGAGGCCGGCGGCCUGGAGGAUGCCUCGACGGACGUGCCUCUCUUCGCGCUGCUCCACUUCAACGGUCGCCACGACUGGGCCUAUCAGACCGAGCCUCAGAAGCACAGCUGCCAGUCCAUGAAGGACAAGGGCAGUCCGUGGCCCAGGGGCAAAGUCCUGGGCGGUAGCAGCGUACUCAACUUUAUGAUGUACGUUCGCGGAAACAAGCGAGACUUCGACUCGUGGGCUCACGACUACGGCGCCCAGGGAUGGUCUUACGAAGAGGUGCUGCCCUACUUCAAGAGCGUCGAAACGUUUCACGUGGAUGCAUUCGCUGACAAUGGUUAUCACGGCCACACGGGCGAGCUACCAAUCAGUUAUCCCAACACUCAGACGAUUCUCAGCGAAGUGUUCCUCGAAGCAGGCAAAGAAUUGGGUUACAAUUACGUCGACUACAACGGUCCUACGCAAACGGGUUUUUCACGAAUUCAAGCAAAUGUGAUGGGCGGGCAACGCUACAGUUCCAGUAAAGCAUUCAUUAAACCUAUUGUGGAGAUACGGAAGAACUUGCACAUCUCUCUGCUUAGCCUGGCUACAAAGAUUCUGUUCAAGGGGAAGCACGCCUAUGGCGUCGAGUUUGAGAAAGGCGUCGACGAUCUCAAGGUACUGGCGAGGAAAGAAGUCAUCGUGUCGUGCGGCACCAUCGGCACGGCUCAGCUCUUGAUGCUCUCGGGCGUGGGGCCGGCCCGUCACCUGCAUGAGCUGAACAUUCCCGUGGUGGCGGACCUGCCGGUGGGAGAAGGCCUGCAGGACCACCUCUACGUCGGGGGAAUAGCCGCCACCAUGAGGAAGAACGCCGAGCUGAACCUGAACACCAUCUCCAUCGUCACCACUUACGCCUUCGGCGCCAAAGGGCCCCUGGCCGUGCCGGCGGGCAUCGAAGCCGUUGCUUUCGUGAGCACUCCGUACGUGAACGCCAGUCUGGACUUCCCGGACGUCGAGAUCGUGCUCAUGUCCAUCUCGCCCAGCAGCAGCGAGGGAGAGCGCUACCUUCUGGACAGCGGGCUCACGAAGGAGGUGUACGACGCGUACUACAAGCCUUAUCGCGGCAAGUUCGGCUUCCAGUUGGCGCCCGUCCUGAACAGGCCCAAGUCCAGGGGCUACGUCCGGCUGAAGACCACAGACCCGCACGACAAACCUCUCAUCAAUCCCAACUACCUCUCGCAUCCCGAGGACGUCAAGGUUGCAGCGCUCGGCGCCAAGAAGGCCGUGGAGAUCAUGCAGACUGCGGCGUUCGCGAGACUGGGCACGCGGCUGUGGCCCGGGGUGUUCCCGGCCUGUAAGGACGAGGGCGACGUGUGGAGCGAGCAGUACCUGCGCUGCAUGGCCAGGCAGUACACCUGCACCACCUGGCACCCCUGCUGCACGGCACCGAUGGGUGACGGCCCCCACGCCGUGGUCGACAGCAGGCUCAGGGUCAGAGGCGGGGUGACCGGACUGCGCGUCAUCGACGCGUCCGUGAUGCCCAGCGAGAUCACGGCCAACCUGAACGCGGCGGUGCACAUGAUCGCCGAGAAGGGAGCCGCCAUGAUCCGGGAGGAGUACAACCCGGAGCCCGCCGGCCUCUGGGGCUUGGUCGGCUGA
Messenger RNA from Ixodes scapularis (black-legged tick), 1848 nucleotides. RefSeq names its product 4-pyridoxate dehydrogenase. Bases 1 to 1848 code for a protein of 615 amino acids. Gene Ontology annotation, molecular function: oxidoreductase activity, acting on CH-OH group of donors; flavin adenine dinucleotide binding. NCBI's taxonomy places the organism in Eukaryota, Metazoa, Arthropoda, Arachnida, Ixodida, Ixodidae. The transcript is spliced from 11 exons. The record is from RefSeq and is a predicted model, not a curated record.